Molecule: messenger RNA, 2076 nt
Organism: Physeter macrocephalus (sperm whale)
Lineage: Eukaryota; Metazoa; Chordata; Mammalia; Artiodactyla; Physeteridae
Product: ADP-ribosylation factor 6
Exons: 2
Coding region: 1264-1902 (212 amino acids)
Biological process (GO): protein localization to endosome; regulation of dendritic spine development; vesicle-mediated transport
Cellular component (GO): endocytic vesicle; ruffle; focal adhesion
Molecular function (GO): GTPase activity; GTP binding
Source: RefSeq, a predicted model, not a curated record
GUACAGUGUUUAUGAUAACAAUCAAUAAAUAGUGACUAUUUUCAUUCGAGAUGAUACUCUUCAUCUCGUUCAACAGAUAAAAAAAUGAAGUUUACAAAGACUGAAAGGAAAGGAUUCACAGCUAUAAAACGGAGGGAUAACACUCUGAACCCCAAUCUUCUGACUCCAAAUUCUUCUUUCAGUUUUAAGACAGAGCAUACAUAUUAAAGCAGAUGGUAAGUAAAUUAAAUCAUUGCCAGAACAUUAAUAACUUAAGUAAAUUUACUUCAGGCUGAAGCUUGUAAGGUUAUCAUUUAACCAAUCUACCACUAUCAAACUUUCUUACAUUGUGACAUAAAAAGUAUGUUACCUUAUGUUAUUACAGCAUCUUCUUAAAAAAAAAAAAACCACUAUUUUCCUGUUUUUCCUCCCUUUGGUUUAUUUACAUUUCAAGCUUUCACCUUUUUUGAACUUUAAGUCUAACUUUACCACUAACCAUUCAAUACAAAAAGGUUGAAGUUUUCUACAAACAUUAUUUAACCCUCAAAUGGGGUUUGCGGACAGAAAGGUCAGUGUUACACUCAGUUUACACAGGAGGUAACUCAGUAAGGUUAAAUGUCCAAAUCCAAGCGACAGAAGUAGUCAGUCUUUCUGAUUCUAAAUCCUACGCUAAGAUUAUAUCGUCGAGGCUUCUUAAAGUUAAGAAUGAGUGGCUGGGUGAGAAGCUACUACUAAUCACACUAAAAGCAGAUGAUAUUUAAAUAUUAAAAAUGACCACCUUCUAAAAAGUUGAAAAAGCGGCAAGGCACAGGAACUUUUGAUAAUACUGUAAUUUUUAAGAAACGUGGACUGGUCCUGACGAGGUGUGUAAGAUAGGGCUCCAAUGUCCAAAAGACGGGCUUCAGAGCAAACCCAAACCCAAACCCAGUAAAAGAGCCGCACUGACUGGCAGAUUCCACGCGAACCACUAGCCUCCCACGUGUCUUCCAGGAAACGCACAGAGCACGAGGGAUAAAAGAAGCCAAAGAAGGCUGGGGGAAAGGUAAAAACAGCGGCUAGGGCUUCCCUGGGAGACUGAGGGCACACGAAGGGUGGGGCGGGCUGGAGGGAACUCGCGGAGCAUCUGGCGGGCACCGGGGUCCGAGAACAGGCCUGGAAGCAGCACAGGGGAGGCGCUCGUCAGGGGAGCGGGCGGUCCGCGGAGCUCCAACACCGUGGAGCUCCGCAGUGGAUCGGCUCCUGUGGUUUGAAUGGGGGCAGAGGAGGAGAGAGUGCGGAAGAGGAAUGCAGAGAGUGGACGAGACGCUAGAGCAGCGACAGGUGGCCGCGGGUGAGAGUCCGAGAUUCGCGGGGGUGGGGCUGGCCGCACCUGCGAGCCCUCUGAGCCGCCGUAGCCCCGCCCCUCCGCGCGUGGCGCCCCGACGCUUAGCGCGCGGGCCGCUCUCUUUACAGAGGUCGCUCUUGUCCGAACGGGCGGCCUCUGCUGCGCCUGCGUGGUCGGGAGGGGAAGUGAGGCGGUUUCCUCGGCGCCUUUUCCGGCGGCGGCGGCGGCAGAGCUGGGAGGAGGCGGUGGAGGCCGGAGGAAGCCCGCGCUCGGGGCGGCGGCUGGAGGCAGCGCACCGAGUUCCCGCGAGGAUCAAUGACCUGACGGGGCGCCGGAGCCGCGCUGCCUCUCGGGUGGCCUGGGUCGGUGGUGAGCGUGGUGCUCGCGGACCGGGAGCCGGGCCGAAGGGCCGCAGUCUCCCGCGGCGGAGCGAGGAGAAGGCGGAGGAGCGGGAACCGCGGCGGCGCUCGCGCGGCGCCUGCGGGGGGAAGGGCAGUUCCGGGCCGGGCCGCGCCUCAGCAGGGCGGCGGCUCUCCCGGCGCAGACUCAGCGCCCCGGCGGCCGCGGCGACUGGAGAAAUCAAGUUGUGCGGUGGGUGAUGCCCGAGUGAGCGACGGGUCCGGGCCUUUCCCCCGAGGAGGUGACUCCCACGCAGGCCGCACGGGCGUCCUCGCGACUGGGAGGCUCCGUUUCGGUUUCGCGGCGGCGGCGGCGGCGGCGGCGUUGUUGGCGGAGGGGACCCGGGACACCUGAAUGCCCCCGGCCCCGGCUCC